AUUAAAUCUAAUUUAAUUCGAAACACACUAUAGUUCACAUCAAUAGUUCAAUAGACGAUAGCGUGGAAUUAGCGGUCGAGGUUACACGUCAAAAAUUCGCGCGCUAAUCGAUUUCAAUUUUAGACGCGUCGAUGUUUUGGCAAAAAAGAAAUCGUCAUUGAAAGUGUUUUACGCGGAAUCUAAAACGGUAUUCAACCAGUGUUUAUGCCUACCUUAACGCAUUUUACUCUAAAAAAAACCCAGAGGAUCAGCUAUGGUAAGCACCACCAAAGAAAGGAUCAUUGUCUGCGUUCGAAAAUGAUACAAAAAAAGCAGACUGUCCAAAAUAACGCCUCUCGAUGACGUCAUUGGGAUCGCCGGCGUCGGCGCACCACGAGUUUGCAUUCGCCUUGCAUCAGCCAGUACCGCGGCAGCCAUUCGCGACGCCAAACGUUAUAACUGUCUGUGCGAAUUCAAAACAUUCCAAAUUUUGACAAAAUGACCAAACCGAUUCCCUACAACACGUUUCCUAAAGAACCUAACGCCAGGGAACAAUGGAUUGACGUGACAGGUAGAGGAAACUGGAAACAAAGGUUAUCGUCGACUUCUAGUUUGGGCAAAAAAUACUGUCACUGCCUUCCACUGAGGAUUUGUUGCUUCAUCCUUGGUUACCUGACCAUGUUCACCAAUGUCUGCAAUACCGGGCUGUUGUUUACUCUGACCACUUACAUUGGAGCUGAUACCAGUACCUUACCCGCCCUGCAGUCCUCGGAGACGCCCCUCAUCAGUGGGAUCGAAGUCGUGCUUCUGAUGACAGUAAUAAAUGCUGCAUGGUUGCUUGUCAACAUCGCUUGUGUGGUCGGACUACACAGGAGGCGACCUGGUAACAUCAAGUUCUACGUCCUCUUCGCAGCCUGCCGCCUCGUCCUGGUCUUUGCUGGGCUAGUGUACCUGACAAUAACCGUCAGGAGUCCAGCUUUAAUGUUACACCGCUUGGACAUUGUUGUAGCAUCUUUCUUCAUCAUGGUGUACAAUACCUACGCCAGACAGCUGGAGAAUGAGAAGCAGCAAAUUCAAGCCCGACCUGAAAACCAGAUCAGGGACGUCUCAUUCAUCGAUCCUCGCACAAUGGACGACAAGAAACUCAUUCUGACUUAAUUUACUAUUUUUAAGGCCACUGUAACAAAAAAAAGUGUUUUUCUACUAUUAUUAUUAAAAUACUGAAUAAAGUACAAAAGUAAGACGGA
This is a messenger RNA of Bombyx mori (domestic silkworm), 1226 nucleotides long. RefSeq lists its product as uncharacterized. The coding region runs from base 478 to 1137 and encodes 219 amino acids. The transcript has 6 exons. NCBI's taxonomy places the organism in Eukaryota, Metazoa, Arthropoda, Insecta, Lepidoptera, Bombycidae. The record is from RefSeq and is a predicted model, not a curated record.